Molecule: messenger RNA, 3236 nt
Organism: Mycetomoellerius zeteki
Lineage: Eukaryota; Metazoa; Arthropoda; Insecta; Hymenoptera; Formicidae
Gene: Naus
Product: cortactin binding protein N-terminal like nausicaa
Exons: 9
Coding region: 582-2522 (646 amino acids)
Source: RefSeq, a predicted model, not a curated record
ACGAUCCAUCGAAUUUCGCUUGGCCGUGCCGUAGAGCUGGCUGCGCUUUGUGCGCUUGAUUUGUCAAGGGAACGAGCGUAGCGUAAGCGAGAGGCGGAGCAGCCCGUCGUGCCGGAUGCCACUACGUUAAUCCGUUUUUGUCGACGUAAAGCGUCGACCCGACGACCGGAGUAACGACCAAGGUACCGGCGACGAGAGAACGACGACGACGGCGACAAGAGGAAGGACAAGGAAGACGGAGAGAAGAACGACAACGACGACGACGACGGGAAGAAGAGGAACGCGUGGCCAUCGGUCCCGUGCCAGCGAUGUGGCGAGCGUCCUGGGCCGCUGGGUGUCCGGCGGGGGUGCUCGCGCGUCCCGUGACGGCCGUGGCGAAUCUCCGGAUCGAGGGGUGAGGAAGUCGACGUAGGAGCAGCUUGGGGCGCGCUCAGGCGAAGUGCGAACGAGCGAGCGAAUAAGCGCAAGCGAGUUUCACAAGGUCGCUCUUACCGAGCCGCGCCGCAGCCAGGAGGCAACGACGACCACUCGUCCUCGUCGACGGUAGGUAAAUAGAGUACCCUCUACGUUAGAGCGCAACGAUGGCAUCGCAGAAUCAGGGCGCCGUCAAUGUCUCCUCGCCCGGUAUAACGUCGGCAAUGACAACGACGACGACGACGACGACUACGACGGCAAAUGGGCCGCCGUCGACGUCGGCGCCGUCGCCGGGCACCACCGUCCUGACCAGCGCGGCCACCAUCUCGGCCGCGAAGGCACUCACCUCUGGCACUCAGCCCUCACAAUCGCAAUCCCAGCAACAGCAAGCCAACAACAUCGAACCGUUGGACAAGAGUUCCUCCAAUACUCUCAAGCGUAAUCCAAAGAUGGAGCUGAGCAAAACUGAUUUGCUGAAGUUACUGGGGUAUCUGGAAGGCGAGCUCCAAGCAAGAGAUAUAGUGAUAGCGGCAUUAAAAUCAGAAAAAAUGAAACACCUUCUAAGUUCCCGGUAUCUUAGCAGUACUGCAGAUCCACAUGCGGCAUUAGCUCGCGACGUUGCGAUAGUAGGUGGUGUUAUUGGUGUUGAAGGAAAUCAAAUUGAUCAACAAGUCGCUAGUCUUGAAGCGCUAGUGACGCAACAAAGAAAGGCGCAAUGUAGAAUGACUAAAGUCCUUAGAGAUGCAGAAAUUAGGCACAGAGCGGUAAUUAAAGAAUUGGAAGAAGAGAAGCGAAAGCACGAACAUGAUACUGCUCAAGGUGACGAUAUCACUUAUGGUCUUGAGAAAGAGCGGACAAGAUUAAAGAAGGAAUUAGAAUUAGAGAAACAAGAAAAGAAAAGAUUAGAGAUGGAGUUAAAGAAAAUUAACGAUCAUCUUGAGGAAGAGAAGAGUCGACAGAAACAGAUAGUCCUGCUCCUCUUAGCAGAACGUAAAAAGAUUAUUAUGAAAUACAUUGAGGAGAGGAAACGAUCUGAGGAUUUGGCUCAAAUACUCAGUGAAGAGAAGGUUCGGAUAGAUUCAAUGGCUGAGGGUCUCGAGGAAGAGAGUAAAAAGUCAUUGCAGAUGGAAGCGGAAUUGGAGAAGCAAUUAGCACAAUUCGAUAUGGAGAGGCAGCAAUAUCGGCAAGCCCUCGUGAAAGAGGAAAAGAGAGCCAAGGAUUUUGAAACGGAAUUAGAAAAAUUACGAGGCGAAAUGGACACUUGGAAGGAGUCGCAGACUCGCGGUCCUGCCAGGGGAGUUUGCGCGACUCCACCACCACCGCCUGCAAAACCAGCAAACUUGGUCGCCAUGCCGACGCUAAGGCCGGCUAGUGCUCCACAAACAAUGAAAGGAGCAGUCUUAGGUACAGGGACACCUAUGGUUAGCAGUAAAGUUGUCCAGCCUACUGCGACAGUGUCCAGUGUUCCUGUCAGUGGUCCAACGACUGGAAUUGCUAGGUCUGUAACACCUGGACAAGCACUUCGCGGAGUUGCAUAUACGCCUAAUUUAACAUCUGUGGGUGGAGAUCACACUCGACCACCGUGUACGAAAGCGACCAAGCGACAGCCGGUUGUACCUGCUCCCGUUAGUACCGCGGCUGCCGCCGCGGCUAAGCUUAUCACGUCGUCGCAAGCCGCCGUCGCCGCUGCGGGGAAGCUCGGUUUUCACGUUGGCCAGUCUUCAAGUCCUGCCGCAAGCCCCACUGUUCAAGCAUCCGCUGCCGCCGCCGCCAGUGGUGCAGGUGGUGGCGGCGGCGGUGGUAUCCUGCCCGCGAAAAAGCCACCGAUCUCGCGCGGCGUGCCGCCCCCGGUACCACCGAAUAAGCCAGUGGUACCGCCAAAAAAGGAGGCAGCCGCUUAUCUCCGAAGACCGGAAAUGCAGUCGCAAAGCGCACCGCAGCAGGAUACCGUUAAGUACGGUAAACCGGCGGCCCCGUCGCACGGUGCGGCGAGCACAGCGGCGAGCGGAACCGCUCCUCUGCAAGUGCAGCAGCAACCGCUUCCGGCGAGCACCAUCCAACCUGCCGCCGACGAAGAGGUCAGUAGUAAGACAGCGGAGUCGAGAUAGAUUAUUAUUAGCGGAAUGAUCGCUAUAUAUUCUCGUAAUAGGAAUGAAAAAUGCACUUGCUAAAAGAUGCACUCUCCAACAAAUGCAUAAUAGAUAAAUGUAAAUACGUACACACAUAUGUAUACACAUACUCACACACGCAAUACGCAAUAUGUGUUCAAUAUACAGAGCAUCGUGUGAAUGUGAUUUCAGACAAAGCCGCGUUGAUUUAGCGCUGAAAGAGAGAGAGAAUAAAAGCGUACAUACUCUGCGAUACAUAAUAGAAAAGAGAAAGAGAGACGCUACGUCGCGAAGCUUGGAAUCUAUGCUGGAUCUGCACGGUGCAAGAGAUUCCGUACUUGCAGGAGACCAUUUCUAAGAUUGCCAAGGAGAGAGAAACGAAAAGAGAGCGCUUUGUACAUUUAAGAUAGACUUUUGGUAGAUCGUUCUGUAAGGACGGCGGUGCGUGUUGUAUAUUACGAUUAGAUCUCAUCACGACCGGCGGCAUCCGAUGAAAAAAAUUCGAGAUUCUAUUCGCAACGGAAUGGCAUUCGUAGUUGUAAUUGAAACAGCCGCGAAAACUAGAGAUAUUUCUCAGAUAUAUGUAAGAUAGCCGCUGUAGGUUCCUAGCUCAUUCUGUACGGACACUGAUUAUUAUUGAUAAACACGAGUCGCUUUAGACAAGUACCCAACGUUAAUACGCGAAGAAGAACGUCUGCAAAAACUAAGGGCUCG